Aureobasidium subglaciale EXF-2481 is the source of this 774-nucleotide messenger RNA. RefSeq lists its product as uncharacterized. The transcript is spliced from 2 exons. Lineage: Eukaryota; Fungi; Ascomycota; Dothideomycetes; Dothideales; Saccotheciaceae. Bases 1 to 774 code for a protein of 257 amino acids. The record is from RefSeq and is a predicted model, not a curated record.
AUGCAGUUCAAAAACAUUGUCACUGUUUCGUCACUCCUGUCGCUGGCGGCAGCAGCUCCCAAAGGGUUCCUUUCAAAACGGGUUGAGCAAGAAGAAAUCACCUGGGGUCCGUUGAUUGGACUUGGCCCGACUGCCGAUGGUGUCGAAAUCACUGGUGUUGUUGCAACGAUCUAUCCUGGAAAAAUGCCUCAGACGCAAGCUGGUGGCCUAUACAACUGGAUUGGCAUCAACAAUGAGACCGAGACCGGUGAUCUUGUCCAGGGUAUCGUCGGCUCAUACACGCAUGGCGAAAGUGAAUGCAAGGGUGCUCAAGCAGACUCGUUGUGGUGUAUCUCGGCAGAGGUCUAUGGCUGGGACACAGAACUGAACGGUUGGAACCAAUACGUCGGCGAGGAACGCACUUUGGCCUCGACUCCCGAGGAUGGUAUCACCUUCAACUACACUCUGAUAAACCAACCGACUGGACUUUGGUACCAGACCGCUCGCAAUGCACGUACUGGUGUCCUGUAUGCCGAGUUCAACAAGACUUCACCGACCAUGACCAUGGUCAACACUGCUGUUGAAUGCCAAUCGUGUACGCCACCAACAGAUGUUCAGUAUUGGAAGGACAUCACCAUCAAGCUCUCAGGAAGCGACAAAAACUUUGGCAGCACACUUUACCAGUCCAAUCAUGCAACCAACACAAAACCCUUCACCAACGAUAAUGGAAGCAUCUGGAAGAUCCAGAAUGUCACCAUCCCCGUUGUUGCUCCUGUCGCCGAUGUUGUCGGAUGA